AAGAGUUGCCUUAGAUCUAUUUUUCCCUUUCAGGGUAACGAAUAUUUCUACUUUCUGGCCAGAUAACUAGUCAAAAUGUCAUCGAAUCGAAAAGAAAGUCCCCACAAAAAGAGCAAGACAAGCGUGAACAAGGCCAAAAAGAAUCCUUCCGCCAUUAUAUCGGUCCUUUGUCCGGAUGUCAAAAAGCCCAAGAAGGAACCCAAGCCAGGGGAUGAGAUCAAGGACUGUCCCCGAGUGAAGAGCUACAAGUCCGAGGCCGACAAGCGAACAUAUCUUGAACAGGAGGUGGUGCCCAUUAUGAUGGAGGGAAUGCUGGGAUUGGCUCGCGAAAUGCCCCGCGAUCCCAUCGGUUACUUGGAGAAGUUCUGGCUUGAGAACAAGCACAAGUGCGAUAUUGAUUUGCCACAGAAUAUACUUUGAUAUACGUAUCAAUCCCAGUGUAACCCAAUCAAAUUUCAAAUUAUCAGCUGAUUAAAUG
Molecule: messenger RNA, 478 nt
Organism: Drosophila suzukii
Lineage: Eukaryota; Metazoa; Arthropoda; Insecta; Diptera; Drosophilidae
Product: protein dpy-30 homolog
Source: RefSeq, a predicted model, not a curated record